Molecule: messenger RNA, 861 nt
Organism: Quercus robur (English oak)
Lineage: Eukaryota; Viridiplantae; Streptophyta; Magnoliopsida; Fagales; Fagaceae
Exons: 2
Coding region: 1-861 (286 amino acids)
Source: RefSeq, a predicted model, not a curated record
AUGGGUCGCUCUCUUUUCAAAAAGUUGCUUUUUGACGACUCAGACGAGGAUGAGAUAAUGAGGCGAAUUCUUAAGGGUUCAACUAAACAACGUAAACGUCGUCGGUAUAUCGAAUGUGAUCGUUUGGCAGGCCAUAAAAGACUUUAUCUCGACUACUUUUCUGACACACCAGUGUAUCCUCCUAAUUUAUUUCGGAGGAGAUUUCGGAUGAGUCGGAAUCUUUUUCUUCGUAUUCAGCAUGAGGUAGAGGCAUAUGAAUCUUACUUUAUCCAAAAAAGAGAUAAUGCCCAAAAAUGGGGUUUAUCUUCUCUUCAAAAGAUAACAACUGCACUUAGGAUGCUUGCGUAUGGAGUUACAGCUGAUUUUAUGGAUGAGUAUGUGCAAAUUGGAGAAUCCACUGCAAUGAAAAAACGGUCUCCUAUAUUUUUUGAGCUCGAACAAGGACGUGCUCCUGCAGUUAAUUACUCAAUCAAUGGUCAUGAGUAUACAAUGGGAUACUACCUUGCCGAUGACAUAUAUUCGAAGUGGUCAACAUUCGUUAAAACAAUUCCAUCUCCACGAGGACACAAACACAAAUUAUUUGCAAAAGCCCAAGAGGCGAAUAGGAAAGAUGUAAAGCGUGCAUUUGGAGUGCUUCAAGCAAGAUUUGCAAUUGUGCGUGGACCUGCAAGAUUUUUCCAUAGUGAAACACUUCAAGACAUCAUGAAAGCGUGUGUAAUUCUUCAUAACAUGAUCGUUGAGGAUGAACGAGAUGUAAAUGAAGCGGUGGAAUUAGAUUAUGAGCAAGUUAAUGACAAUCCUACUAUACAACUGUCACGAGAGAACACAAAUACAUUUACGGAGUUCAUUGAAACCCAUUAA